Molecule: messenger RNA, 3165 nt
Organism: Sporisorium graminicola
Lineage: Eukaryota; Fungi; Basidiomycota; Ustilaginomycetes; Ustilaginales; Ustilaginaceae
Exons: 1
Coding region: 1-3165 (1054 amino acids)
Biological process (GO): maturation of SSU-rRNA from tricistronic rRNA transcript (SSU-rRNA, 5.8S rRNA, LSU-rRNA)
Cellular component (GO): small-subunit processome; 90S preribosome; t-UTP complex
Molecular function (GO): RNA binding; protein binding
Source: RefSeq, a predicted model, not a curated record
AUGGCCUCCCUGAAGUAUCGGAACGCCGCCGCUGCGGACGCGAGUCCGGCGUCUCUGGCCAUCCACCGCGUCCGCUUCGUCAAUUGGUCGCCUUCCACCGUCACUGCCCUUGCUGUAUCGCCAUCCUUCGCAGGCGCCGGUCGAGGUCUCCUUGCCAUCGGUCGACAGAACGGCAACGUUGAAAUCUGCACUUGGGUCGGUCCUCGUGCUGCGCAAAAGUCCGAGUUCGACGACAGAGCCUUCCAGUCGGAUGCAGCAGGUUGGGCCGUUCACACCGUCUUGCCUGGCCAGAUCAACUCCAAGAUUGAGCAGCUCUGCUUCGUCAACCCACCCGUUCAGGACACCACGCAACCACGCAAGCUGCGUCUCUUUAGUAUCUCAGGAGGUUCGAUGGUCACCGAGCAUUUCAUCCCACUCCACCUGGCCAAGCUCGGCGCUCGAAGGGAUGUCGACGUCGACAAUGACGACUUUCAAGCCACAAGACCUAGGCCAGGCACCGUAUCUUCCCUUUUUGGCAGCAAGUCCACCUCCAGCCUCGAUCCACACUAUCCUGGCGAGACGCGAACACUGCCUUCGCUGGCCGGUGCCGUUUGGAGUAUGGCACCCAGCGCCACCGGUCGAUACCUUGCUCUCGGCUGCGAGGAUGGUUCCGUGAGGAUCAUCGACCUCGAAGACAACCGCUUCGAGCAUCUCGCCAGCACCUCGGGUGAGGACCGAAAGAUUGUCCCUCGGUUCGGUAAGGCCAAGGGCAAAGUCAUCAGCCUUUGCUGGGGUCCGCCCAUUCGAUCGUUCCAAAGAUCUUCAAAGCGCAACCCAACGGCCAAAAAGCCUACGUCUUCCGACAGUGACAAUGACGACGAAGACAACAGCGAAGAUGACAACGACGACGAUAACGACGAGCACCAGUGGCACGAGUCGUUCCUUGUCGGCGGUCUCGCCCUUUCCACCGCAGUUGUCUGGGACGUCUCCAAUGGUAACAUCGCAACCAAGCUUGCAGUACAGAAAAAUCGCACUGAGUCUACCAUCGUAUGGAGCGUCGCAACCCUUCCCGAUGGCACCAUCGUCACCGGUGAUUCGACUGGCCGUGUGACCUUCUUUGACGCACGCACACGAAUCCCCAUUCCAGAUGCAACCUUCCGUGCGCACGCUGCCUCUUCGGACGUGCUGGCCCUCUGCAUCGGCCCGGACGGCAAGACGAUCUACAGCGCAGGUGUCGACCAAAAGGUUGCUGAAUACACCAAGAUCGACACUUCCAAUGGUCGUGGUCGCUGGAUUCAGAUUGCGUCGAGGCGAUUGCACGCACACGACAUUCGAGCUCUCGCCCUCGACCCGCCCUACUCUCCACUCGAUGCCGCUCAGGCCAUCAUCAGCGGCACCGAUGCCAAUCCCGCACCCAGCCGUCUUCCGAUUCUCCUUAGUGGCGGUGUCGAUUUCAAUCUUGUACUUACCCCAGCCGCACCACCCUCGGCCAUCGUCAAGGCGCAAAAGGCGGCAACUCUCGCAUCCAUCCCCUCGGCCAAAGCUAGGUCGAAGCAGGCUAAACUCAACAAGGUCGAACAGGAACACGCCUCGAUCAACCCCAUCUCGUCCAACCCACUGACCACGUUUGCCGACACCACGCAGCGUCGUGUUCCUUUUGUCCCCACUGCCUCACGCAGUGGUCUGUUGGGAGGCGGGUCCGUCGCCGCCCUCUGCCCUAGCAAAGGCUGGAUCAUCCUUCGCCGCGAACAGUCCAUCGGCAUCUGGGACCUUGGCAGCCAGUCCGAGCUGGCCUCGGUCGCGCAAGCCUCUCAAGCCGGCGAAUCCCUGCAGCAGCAGCAACCCAGUUGGGCCAAAUUGCUUGAGAUGGAGGUCAGGGUCGAUUCGAACCUCGUCUGUGUCGCCAUUAGCCACGACGGCCGCUACCUCGCCUUUUCCGAUCUCUACGAGACCAAGCUGUACGAGCUCAAACAGAGACGAAGACCCGAUUCGGAGCCGAUCGAACUCGAACCCAAAAAGAUUAAGAGUUUCGGAAAAGUGUUUGGCGGACAGGAGAGGAUGGCGCCUUCGGCGAGUGCGUUGAAGUUCUCGCCUGAUUCCACGAGGCUGGUUGUGUGUUCGCUGACGGGAGCCUAUGUGCACGUGUUGGAGCUGCCUUCGCAAUCCAAUGGUGGUAGUUGCAAGCUUCUGCGCAGCUUUGGACACCACCGCAAAGCUGCGGUGCUUGCGACCACUGGCGGUGCGGGUGACCAGCGACAGAUCGCUGGUCGCAGCAGCAAACCGAAUGGCGACACCAAUGGUCAUAGCAAGUCACCGCUGCAGACGGAUCGAGUGGAACGCAGCACGACGACCAUCAUCCAGCACGCCGAGAUCUCGCACGAUGGAGCGUGGCUCUCCACCUUGUCUUCGGAUCUGCAGCAUCAUAUUUUCUCGCUCGACUCUUUGACGUACGGACGAACGCUGCCCUCGCCAUCGUAUUUGCCCUCAGGUGUGGUUUUCCAUCCUUCAACGUCGGCGCGCUUUAGCAGCAUGCUGACGCUCGUGUUUGCCGGCAACAAAGUCGAAUUCUGGGACGUUGAGAGCGGGAAAGAGCUCACCUCUGCCACGCCCUCUAAGGUCGUCGACUCGAGUGCUACUCCCAAAGAUGCAGCUGUGGAAAGCAGCGGAAAGCAGCGCAAGCGAGCCAACCACUCCCGGUCCAACUCCGUCGCCGUUGGUACAACGACACUGUCAACAGCCGCAGACUCGCGCACCACGCUCAUCGAGAACCUGACCUCCCUCAAGCAAACGCUGCAACUGCGUCUGGCCGGUCUGCGCGAUUUCGCCAUCUCUGCGCUCUGGUGCGGCGACGGCAGCGGCAACCUGGCCAACUAUACGCUCGUGGUGUACGGUGCGACGUGGAUGUGUACUGCGCGUGCGGUCACCGCUCGCGCCGAAGUGGACGCGCAGGGGGAUGUCGAGAUGCAAGACGCCAGCACCACCACCACUGUCACCACCUCUGGGGCAUUGAAAUGGACAAUUCGAACCACGGCCAAGUAUCAACCGUUGCUGCUCGUUGCCCAGCUGCCACUCGGCAUGCAAGAUGCCGCUGCGGCGGCGCAUCUGGUUGUCGUAGAAAGACCGUACUUCGAGUUGGCGAAGAAGUUGCCCGCUGCUUUCCAUCGUGGUGCUCGUUACGGUGCCUGA